AUGUCUGCACAAACCGAUCAUGCAGAGUCACAAUCCUAUCGCGCAUCAGGUUUCGCAAACCGUCUCGGAUGGGGUUCCCGCCCCGCGCUCAUCAUAAUCGACGUCUGCGCCGCCUACUUUACCCCAGGCUCCCCUCUGAACCUCUCCUCGAACCCAGAAGCCGCCAAAUCCCCCGAUGCAAUGCGAGACCUCCUCGCUGCAGCCCGCGAGGGAGGCUGCCCAGUCUAUUGGACCCAAGUGCAAUACGAAAGGGAAGACAUGGCCGACGCUGGGCUAUUCUACCUCAAAGCGAAGGUCCUAGACGUGUGGAAGAAGGGCGACACCCGAGGUUACGACGCCCUCCUACCUGGUCUGGAACCUCGCGAGGGCGAGACUGUCAUCGUGAAGAAGCACCCUUCUGCUUUCUUCGGCACGGAUCUCGCUUCGCAGCUGUACUUCAAACAAGUCGACACUGUGGUAAUUUGUGGGGUGAGCACUUCGGGAUGUGUGAGAGCUACGACGCUAGAUGCGCAGUGUUGGAACUUCAGGCCUAUGGUUGUGGGCGAUGCGUGUGGAGAUCGCACGAAGGAGAUCCAUAAUGGGAAUCUUUUCGAUAUGGAUGCCAAGAUGGGUGAUGUUGUCGGUGUGGAGGAGACGUGUGAGAAGAUGAGGAAGGGUUGGUGA
Molecule: messenger RNA, 663 nt
Organism: Zasmidium cellare ATCC 36951
Lineage: Eukaryota; Fungi; Ascomycota; Dothideomycetes; Mycosphaerellales; Mycosphaerellaceae
Exons: 2
Coding region: 1-663 (220 amino acids)
Source: RefSeq, a predicted model, not a curated record